Metopolophium dirhodum (rose-grain aphid) is the source of this 699-nucleotide messenger RNA. RefSeq lists its product as uncharacterized. The transcript is spliced from 2 exons. The record is from RefSeq and is a predicted model, not a curated record. Bases 1 to 699 code for a protein of 232 amino acids. NCBI's taxonomy places the organism in Eukaryota, Metazoa, Arthropoda, Insecta, Hemiptera, Aphididae.
AUGAUUGUGCGGGAAACUUGUGAAGUUUUAUGGGAAGUAUUACAACCUAAAAAAAUGGCGGAACCGACAAUAGACGACUGGAAAGAUGUUGCAAAAGGUUUUUUUGAAAAAACGCAAUUUCCAAAUACUGUUGGCGCCGUGGAUGGUAAACAUAUACGACUUGAGUGCCCGAAAAAUAGUGGAUCAUUGUAUUACAAUUAUAAGCAUUUUUUUUCAUUAAUUCUCAUGGCUAUUUGCGACUCUAACUACUGCUUUAGAGUAAUUGAUGUGGGUUCUUACGGGAAGGAGAGUGACUGCAAUGUCUUCAAAACAUCUGCAUUUGGCAAAAAACUUUAUACCAACAGAACAAACUUUCCAGCAAAUCAAUGCUUACCAAAUGACAAUCUUGGCGUACCACAACCAUUUGUGUUAGUGGCUGAUGAAGCAUUUGCUCUGCAUAAAAAUUUAUUAAGGCCGUUUCCAGGAAGAAGUUUAAAUGACCAGAGAAGAAUAUUUAAUUACAGAUUAUCUAGAGCCCGUCAGUAUAUUGAAUGUUCCUUUGGUAUUAUGUCAAAAAAGUGGAGGGUUUUCCAGACCAGCAUGCUUGUAGAACCAGAAACUGCGGUGAAAAUCACAAAAGCCUGCUGUGUACUUCAUAAUUUUGUGCGACGGCGUGAUGGGUUAACACUGAAGACACCUAAAGUUCCAUGCAAAGCAUAA